Messenger RNA from Thamnophis sirtalis, 1326 nucleotides. Lineage: Eukaryota; Metazoa; Chordata; Lepidosauria; Squamata; Natricidae. The record is from RefSeq and is a predicted model, not a curated record.
CCGAACCAGCGGACAAGGGCUCACGAAUCGCUGUGACGGAGAGGAGGACCCGACCAGGCCUUGCCCUCUCUUCCGUCUCUCUCUUUCUCUCUCUCUCUCUUUCUGUCUCCCUCCCACCUGCGACUGCUCUCUCUACCUCCUCCUCUUUUCCAAACCUUCCCGGGUCUUUCGGGCUGGUAUUGGCACCGAGUCGGGAAACAAGUCUCCCCUCUUUUGGUUGGUGGGCUUGCGCACGCGUUGCCUUUUUGCGCGGGGAUCCGCCGGAGGGGGUGAAAAAAAGAGGCAGGAGGAGAGAGGAGGGAAAAAAGAAAGCUUCAGCACCUUGGACAGCACACGCAGCAAACAACAUGGCUCCGAUUACAGCCAGCCGAGAAGAAUUUGAUGAAAUCCCAACCGUGGUUGGGAUCUUCAGUGCCUUUGGCCUGGUCUUCACCGUCUCGCUCUUCGCCUGGAUCUGCUGCCAACGCAAAUCUUCCAAAGCCAACAAGACUCCUCCUUACAAAUUUGUCCACGUGCUGAAGGGCGUUGAUAUUUACCCGGAGAACCUUAACAGCAAGAAGAAGUUCGGCGCAGAGGACAACAAAGGGGAAGCCAAAAACAAGCCCAUGAUGCCAAAGACGUCUCUGCAUCUUGACCUGGAGAAACAAGACCUGAAUGGCAACUUCCCCAAAACGGUCCCUAAAAUACCAACUUCUUCAGAUGUUGAGAGCUUCACUCCAAAGCUUUUUCCUGAGAGGGAAAAAGAUUCGGUGUCUCCUGACAGCUUGAAGUCGACCACCUCAAUAUCUUCGGAAGAAAAGCAAGAUAAAUUAGGGACACUCCUCUUCUCCCUAGAGUACAACUUCGAAAAGAAGGCCUUCAUGGUCAACAUCAAAGAAGCAAGAGGCUUACCGGCCAUGGAUGAACAAUCCAUGACUUCUGACCCAUACAUUAAAAUGACAAUACUGCCGGAGAAGAAACACAAGGUGAAAACUCGGGUGCUGAGGAAAACCUUAGAUCCCGCUUUUGAUGAAACUUUCACCUUUUAUGGGAUCCCUUAUACUCAAAUUCAAGAUCUGAGCCUCCAUUUUAUGAUUCUGAGCUUCGACCGCUUCUCCCGCGAUGAUGUCAUUGGAGAAGUCCUGUUCCCCUUAUCAGGAAUCGAGUUGUCUGAAGGGAGGAUGCUGAUGAACAAGGAAAUCAUCAAGAAAAAUGUUAGGGUAAUUGAUCUUACUUAUUCUUUCUUUCCCCCCUACCCCCUCCUACUUGAGAAGUAUUUUGAAGAGGUGAGUUGUACGAAUGUCCUGUUGACAUUUUGAAGAAAUGAAUGAACUAGGAAUAAAAUAG